CAUGGCAGAAUCAUUUACUCAGGCCCUGAAACGUAUAGUUCGAUCAUGAGGAUCAUAAAUCUAGGAAAGGAUCCUAUCUCUUCAUCGCUAAAAUUCUCUCCAGACCACGUAAAAUGACAAGGACACGAAAACGGACCCACGAGCAAAGUUCAGCAGCAAACGAGGAUGGUAUACUGAACAAUAUCUUACCAACAUUCAUACAGCGAACGUUAUCAACCUAUGUUUCGCAUUUCUUAUGCCAUGCAAGGGCGCCCAUGUGCAUGACUCCCACUCCAUUCUUGUAAAAGCCUCUUUGUGUAAAGCCUCAACCCUUGCUUACAACAAGCAAAUCAACGGCUUGUUCCAACAUUCUUCAUUGAAUUUAAGCCUAUACGGUCCCUAUGUCCGAAACGGCAAGAGAUUGGGUCAUGGGCUUCCCGCGCAUCCAUACGUCAGCUUGCUGUGCCAGCAAUGGACUGAGUACUUAAGCUACUGGGACGCCAUCCAAUCAUGUCUUAUGAUUCCUCAAGGCAUUAUGUGGAUCAGAGGACCCGGGGAUUGAAUGUUGUUGCACUAAAGUUACAAGCUACACGUUCUGCACAAGUGCGGAGGCCGCCCUUGAAAGCCAGGGAGGCGAUGGUGUUCAAUUGUCAUCAAGCUGCUGCGUCCAUAGCUCCUUCUGCAGCGGAUGUUUUUGAGGAGGAUGCCACACGCUUCUUUGCUACGUUGCGUACCAUGGCAGUGCCGGGCGCUGGUGAUCUGCUCACCGUGGGCGGCAGCGAUGUGUCUUUCCCACUGCAUGGGAGAAACAGUCAGCUCUAUGUGCGGGAGUGCUAUCCUGACCUCUUCACGGUUCUCUCUGAGUCGAAGAAUAAUAAGCAUGUUGUUACUGGGACAAUUGGGAUUGGUAAGAGCUUCUCCUUCUACUACUUGCUAUUGCGGCUGCUGCACAGCCCGUCGCCACCACCCUUUAUCCUUUGGGAGCACCACACAAGGCCUGGCAUAGUGUGGUGCUACACGCAUGAGACGGGCGAGGUCCGGGUCGGCAACAACAUAGCCUUCAGACAGCAGUUUCGCAAUCGUGAUAGCUGGUACUUUGCACAUGGGGUGAAGCCCGACACCACCUCUGCAGCGCAGACGGUGCUGUUAACUUCACCCGUGCAUGCUACGAUCAAGGAGAUGAGGACAGAGGGCGCGAAGAUGCUGUACAUGCCUCGCUGGGAGUAUGAGGAGCUGCUUGACUGCCACAGCAAGAUGUAUGACAGAGUGCCGAAGGACACCGUGGAGGAACUUUAUUGUUACUAUGGCGGCGUGGUACGAUACGUGCUGCAGCAUCCGUCGCUGCACCCCGACCUGGAGCUGCCUGCGCUUCUGGAGCCGCUUUUCAGUGCGAUUCGUGCUUGCGACUCCGCGCAGCUCAUACGGGCGCAAAAGUCCAUUGAUGCUAUCGAGAAGGAAUCUAAUGCCUUCCAUCACCUGAUUCAUAUCGUGGCGGAUGACAACUUCCAGAGAACGGACCUCACUUUCGCCUCCAAAAUGGCGUGUUCGAAGUUUCUCGGACACAAUUUUCCAAAUUUAAGUAAGAGAUGGGUCCCCGUGCCUUCAUCGCCGCAUUCAAGGCGCUUUCUGACCUGUGCAACGCUGCUGCUGCUCCACUUGCUGCUACUGCCACAAUUGCAACUGCUGAGUGGGCUCAACGUGUCCAAGUGGCGGGAAGUGAAAGGGGAGGCCCACAUGGCCGUGUCCAUAACGGGGCCCACCUGGGGAUGUUGGUUUAGGUGGUUGGGAGUUUUGAUGGUUUGGAUCGUCGAGGGCUUUGGUGUUGAGGGAAGUGGUAAGGGCUAG
This is a messenger RNA of Volvox carteri f. nagariensis, 1824 nucleotides long. RefSeq lists its product as uncharacterized. The coding region runs from base 490 to 1824 and encodes 444 amino acids. The record is from RefSeq and is a predicted model, not a curated record. The transcript is spliced from 10 exons. NCBI's taxonomy places the organism in Eukaryota, Viridiplantae, Chlorophyta, Chlorophyceae, Chlamydomonadales, Volvocaceae.